GUUUUUCGCCACGAGGACAAGAACAAUGUGCGCUAUAAAACCAGCCCCCCGCUCCGGCUUCGCAGCCUUCCUUCCAUCUCUUUCAUUACUUACGACGGGUUCGCGAUGAGCUUAAUAAGCAUGCAACACAGUCCAGUUAAAUCCAGGCGACGACAGGGUGUCUCUGACCUACUGGUCCCUCCCCUUCACGAUCAAUGGCGUCUUACGAUGACGCUUGACGAAGAUGGUGUAGAAAUCUUCGACUUUCCCAGACCACCAUCUCGCGAUGAUAACGACAGCUCUUCGGAUGGUCAUUCAGCUAGCUCCAGCCCUGCAACAACACCAGCCACCUCUCCCACUACCCCCAACAGACCACGGUCUAUUACACGGUGCAAGACAAUCAAGCCGCUCAUCAUCAAUAAACGAGCAUUGUCUCCCCAAACACCAAUCAAUGGUGACGACGACGAUGACUUUUACGCGUCUCAUGCGCGAAACUUUGUCACUCUUUCGCCCCCAUUACCACCAUCUUUUCCGCGUUCUAUGUCUCCCUCCAUCCGGACAAGUCCAGGGCCAGCGCCGGAUUGCCCGCUUCCUGCAACUCCCUCAACUCCCACACACUCACGUACUCUCUCGUCCUCGUCUUCCUGCUCCCCUCCAAACUACUCUCGACCCAUGUCGCGUCCGCCUCCCCGGUCAUCCAUCCCAGCAGACGCCCGACUUCACGACAGUGUUUGCAGUGGUGAUUUCUUCAAUCAUUACGCCACCUAUGCGCCGUUAAUUCAGAGUCGGUCACAUACGCCGCUAGUCGAUCUACUAGCAACGGACGAUGACGAGGUUUUAUCACUUUCCCCCAUGAUGACUGUUCGCAACCCCGAUCUGGACUCAGACUCGGACCCACUCGACUUGGAUGUCGACCCAGCUCAAGCAAGUCUGGACAAGCCACUCCCGCUUCCGCCAUACAAAGGAUGGCACACUCGUCCCAGCGACCUUGCAUCCAUCCCACCGCUGCGCUCAAGAUGGUCGACAUCCACUCUGUCCUCCAUUCGCGAUCCGCCGAGAAACGAAUCGAGUCCGUUCAACUUUGCCAAACGGUACUUCAGUGCUCCGAGAGUUCCACGGAGUAGUCCAGUCAAAGAGAACAAAUCGCCCAAGUCUAAAGGCAAAGGCAAAGGCAAGCUCACCGUCGGCGAUGUUCGCGUCUUGCUCUCUCCCCCCGCGCCUGUCUUGCAGCACUCUCAAUCCGACUCGGGCUGUUUCUCAACGUCAUCAUCACUUCCGCGCAUAUCCACCGACUCGACGUUCAUCACUACCCGCUCAGAGAUGGGUCAUUCCAACUCCAACUACAGCAGUGAUGAGGAUGAUGACGCGGAUAGCAUCACUGGUCUGAGACCACCUAUUCGCCGACGAAAACCUAUCCCUGCCUUUUUGGGUAUGCAUGCCCGUUAG
Molecule: messenger RNA, 1425 nt
Organism: Mycena indigotica
Lineage: Eukaryota; Fungi; Basidiomycota; Agaricomycetes; Agaricales; Mycenaceae
Exons: 2
Coding region: 106-1425 (439 amino acids)
Source: RefSeq, a predicted model, not a curated record